GAGAGCUGCACUCUGGCCAGGGGAGGCAUGAGUGACAGACCCGCAGCCAGGCGGUGGGGUAAGUGUGGACCUUUGUGUAGAAGAGAGAACAUCAUGGUGGCUUUCAAAGGAGUCUGGACCCAAGCUUUCUGGAAAGCAGUCACAGCAGAAUUUCUGGCCAUGCUUAUUUUUGUUCUGCUCAGCCUGGGAUCCACCAUCAACUGGGGUGGAGCAGAAAAGCCCUUGCCUGUUGACAUGGUUCUCAUCUCCCUUUGCUUUGGACUCAGCAUUGCAACCAUGGUGCAAUGCUUCGGGCACAUCAGUGGCGGCCACAUCAACCCUGCUGUGACUGUGGCCAUGGUUUGCACCAGGAAGAUCAGCAUUGCCAAGUCUGUCUUCUACAUCACAGCCCAGUGCCUGGGGGCCAUCAUUGGAGCAGGGAUUCUCUACCUGGUCACACCUCCUAGCGUGGUGGGAGGUUUGGGAGUCACCACGGUUCAUGGAAAUCUUACCGCUGGUCACGGUCUCCUGGUGGAGUUGAUAAUCACUUUUCAGUUGGUGUUUACUAUUUUUGCCAGCUGUGAUUCCAAACGGACUGAUGUCACUGGUUCAAUAGCUUUAGCAAUUGGAUUUUCUGUUGCAAUUGGACAUUUAUUUGCAAUCAAUUAUACUGGUGCCAGUAUGAAUCCAGCCCGAUCCUUUGGACCUGCAGUUAUCAUGGGAAAUUGGGAAAACCACUGGAUAUAUUGGGUUGGACCAAUAAUAGGAGCUGUCCUUGCUGGUGGCCUUUAUGAGUAUGUCUUCUGUCCAGAUAUUGAACUCAAACGUCGUUUUAAAGAAGCCUUCAGCAAAGCUGCCCAGCAAACAAAAGGGAGCUACAUGGAAGUGGAAGACAACAGGAGUCAGGUAGAGACUGAUGACUUGAUUCUGAAACCUGGAGUGGUGCAUGUGAUUGACAUUGACCGGGGAGAGGAGAAGAAGGGGAAAGACCCAUCGGGGGAGGUGUUGUCUUCAGUAUGACUAGAAGACAGCACUGAAAGCAGAAGAGACCCUGUAGAACUGUCCUCAGAUUUCCUUCCACCCAUUAAGGAAACAGAUUUGUUAUAAUUAGACAUAUAUAGGUUUGUUGUUUCAUGUCAUAUUACUCAGUCUAAACAAUACUCAUAAAUAUUUUAUUUACCAAGGAAGAAAGGAAGAAACCUAUUGUGAAAUUCAAAUUUAAAAAGAAAUCUUUUUAAAGAAUCCACAGAGCAAAUAUGUAUCUAGUUUGUCGAGUUGCCUUUCAUUAAUAACCUAUUUAAAAUAUGUAUCAAGAUUUGGUUAACUCUUACCUUACAGAACUUAUAGAUACACCAAUCAACUUAUUCCUCCUCUACCAGAAAAUUGGUAUUGUCAAUCCUCAUUUGAAUAUUUAUUCCAUUAAAUUGAGCUUAACAACGGCAAAAUACAGUAUGUCACAGAGUCAUGUACAUUCAAGAGAGGAAAUAUAACAAGUUCUUUUAUAGGCAACCCCUUAUUUAUAAACUACCUCUGAAAAAGAAUAUUAAGAGUAAUUGCUAAUCACUUCCAUGUAUAUUGCAAAUACCCAACUUCCAACCCCAACUCCAAUUUGUAAUAUUCCUUCCGCCUCCUCAAUGCCCAAGGUAAUGUGGGAAAUUUGAAAAGAAUAUUCAGAAACCCUGUAUAUGUAUUAGUUCCAUCUAAUAAAACAUCCAAGUUAUAAGGGACACCUAUUGUGAUUCAGGACAAGUGGACUGGUAAAAUCUUUGGGGAAUGGGGGAGAAAGUUACCAUCAUACAAAAAUCACAAGGAAAAAGGAAAUCUGGUUCUGGUAUCAAAUCUGUUUUCAGUGCACAUCCUCAAAUGCACCACACAAGGUUAACGAUCUAAGCUUUUAACUACUUAAUCACUUUGCUUAUUUUUUAAUUUAUUGGCAAAACUAGGAAUUUUGUUUGUGACAUUAUAUGUAUUUAAACAUUAGCUGAGAAAUGUUUUUAAUAAGAAGAACUUAACUAGUUGAAUCUUGACUUUUUGUGGAUUAUUAAGCUCUGCUAACUCUAGAAGUAGUAAACUCGUCCUGCCCAGUCCUAAUCUCUGCAGCUCUCUCUCUUUUCAUGACAUUUGUAAUCCUCGCUACACACAGGGUACAACAUGGUUGCAGAAUAAAAGGGUAAGGACAUCAGAACACCCUGUACUCAAAGGUGACUAGAUGACCAAUCUUUCACUUGUAGAAUUUUUGUAUAUAACCCAACACAUUUUUAAAGUAUUUUUGUUAAUGACUCAUUUAUUUGUCAAAAUAAUUUGCUUUUCUUGUACUGCUCUGCCUUUUCUUAGUAGAAUGUUCUCUGGAAACCCCAGUUUCUGUCAUCUAAAUUGUCUACUCUAAACUUCUUCUUAGAGAAAGAGAUGCAAAUGUCAACUUAGCUGAACAAGAGCUGGUAGUAGUAAAGCAAAAACCUAUCACUGCAAAGAGUGGCUUGUAAAUAGCUGAUAAUCGAGGGCUUUCUUCUCCCAAGCACAGUUCCAACUGUGUGUCACUUUUUAGUGUUAAUGGCAGUUGUGUGUCUGUGGCAGUGAGAUAAUGGACCACUAUUAAACCUGAUUCUCUUCGGUGCUAGGAAAGAGAGAUGUGUGAGAUUGCCAGAGAGUCACUACACCAGCAUCAAGCCUGGGAGUGCCACUGUCAUAUUUUAAGGAAGGUGCCUAAAUCCCACGCCCCUUUCCCAGGGACACAGCCAUGCCACACAUUACACCAGUGACACGUGGUUACUUUCUGGCUGGGGCAGCACCUAUAGAAAUUAGAGUGUAAAUCUCUCAAGAAUGGUUUGCGCCCAUCGUUUCAAAUGUUUGCACAAAAUACCACUAAAGGCUUAAAAUCAGGAGUGGUUCUAUUCUAAAGGUAAUAUCAACCAUUGGCAAACAUGUCAGUUCAAAAAUAAAUCUCGUUAACAAGGAAGAGUUAAACGGAUUUUCUGAAAAUGCUUAUAAUAUACUGGCUUAUAAUCAAUUUUUAUUUUUCCAUCUGGUUUACUUCAUAUACACUCACUUCCAAUUACAGCAUUCAAUGAAGUAGGGUUUUAAAAAAAAAAAGAGUGAAUGAUGUUUUUGUAGUGUGUUUUUCAGCAGCUAGCAGAGUGCCUGGCACAUAGUAGGUACUCAAAACAUGGUUAAUAAAAAUAUAUAAAUCUCAUUCGGGAUUUAAGACUAUAAAUAGGUUUUCUUUAAUCUUUUGUUGCUCAAUAUUUAAUAAAAGCAUGAUUUCAAGGACUACUAAAGGAAAGCAAUACAAGUACAAAUGUAAAAACCAUAAAAUUUAUUUUUGCAUUCUACUAUUUUUAGGGGCACAAAGUGAAUGAAAGCUUUUGCACUUUUUUUUUUCCUGCAUAUGAGACAACAUAUUUUGUAUUUCACUCAAGGCUCUGCCAGUAAAAAGUAAUGAAAUUGUACCUUUCUAAUGACAUCUUUGCAGCAGGGGUCUAUCGCCUUGUGAAUGGCACCAAAUUAUCCCAGUGUAUUAGGAGACUAGGGCUUUUUCCUUUAAUCCCUUCUUAUUAAUGAAGUGCAUAAGGCUGUUCCCAGGAGACUGCUGCUGACAGAUACACAGAGAGGAGAUCAGAGAGGAAAAUCUGGGAAGACGUAAACGAAUUAUACCCAGCCACCAAACGAUGCCAACUGUCUCUUCCCUAAGGAAGAGUACAGCAAGCGCCCCCAAAUUGUAAGCUGGUCCCUACACGGAAAAUGUACAUAGUUUGUCAAAGAAUAGGGGAAAAUUCAUUUUUUAAAUUUUGGGGCUUUCUUAGGGGCCCAGAAUUUGAAUGUAUGUUUCUAUUGUUAAAGAUGACAUUUUCUUCAGAGUCCUAACCUUUCAUACUAGAAAAAAGUAUUUUCUGGAAUUUAAAAAGUUGCCUAAAUUUAAGAAUUCUACUCUUGGUUUCUGCCAUUUAAUGCUUUCCAUAAAUUCUUAUUCUUUUUUCUAUCAUCUGAGCCUUCUCCUAAUGCAGCUCAUAGGUGCUUGCUAGAGCUGCUGCUCAGUGUUGAAUAUUUCACAAGUAGAUUAGAAGUAUUUGGAAAACAUAUGUGAUGAAAUUCAGCUAUCUGAUUUAUUAGAGGUCUGAUUCCAAAUAGCACAGAAUAUUCUUCUCAGGCCAUGAAACCAGGCAGCACAUAUAUUGGUUUAAACUUGAUAAUGAUAGGAAAAUUUCAAAAUAGGGUAGCAAAUUCAAAUGCUAAAAAUAAUCCUGGCAAGGUCCUUUGUGGCAGCAGAUUGGCACCAUCCUACAUGUUGUGAAAUUUGACAGAGAAAUUGCCUUUGUGACAACUGAAGAUGACAGUCUGAUCUAAAGUGACAACCUUAUCAAACAAUAUAAAAGCCAAUAUAAAUUCUCAUCAUAAGCACUAUGGAAUAUGCAAAUUCAAAACAUUUUAUACCUAAAAGUAAUUCUGGCUUUCCUAAUGUGUUUAUGGCAUAAAAAUUAUUAGCAAGAUGUGGUUACUGUCUGGAAAGAGUAACAUAACAAAAUUCACCUUCUUUACCACAAAUUUUCUGAGUUCACAUUUGUGUUUUAGUACUUUAUAGAUCAUCCAAAACAGCAAUAACUUUUUGAAAUCCACAAUUUCCUGAAGUAAAUGGAAGACAUUUAAUUCAGAGAUAAAAAGCUGUGGCCACUUACUUUUGCAAAUGACUACCUAUAGCCUGUGAAAAUAUCUAUCAAAUAAAUGUUAUGCAACAUGUACAAUGAGCACUAAAUUUAAGAGCAGUUAUGCUGUUACCCAUUCAUGUUAAAAUCAAACACCUUGAACAAUAUACCUAAUUUGUAUAACCCACUGGAAUAUAUUUCUAGAUUCUCUUCAGGAUUAAUUAAAUAAACAUGCAAUUU
Messenger RNA from Cynocephalus volans (Philippine flying lemur), 4856 nucleotides. It is a transcript of the gene AQP4, whose product is annotated as aquaporin 4. NCBI's taxonomy places the organism in Eukaryota, Metazoa, Chordata, Mammalia, Dermoptera, Cynocephalidae. Bases 28 to 999 code for a protein of 323 amino acids. Gene Ontology annotation, biological process: transmembrane transport; water transport. Gene Ontology annotation, cellular component: plasma membrane; basolateral plasma membrane. Gene Ontology annotation, molecular function: water channel activity. The transcript has 5 exons. The record is from RefSeq and is a predicted model, not a curated record.